Messenger RNA from Diuraphis noxia (Russian wheat aphid), 2097 nucleotides. Its product is annotated as facilitated trehalose transporter Tret1-2 homolog. Gene Ontology annotation, biological process: transmembrane transport. Gene Ontology annotation, molecular function: transmembrane transporter activity. The record is from RefSeq and is a predicted model, not a curated record. NCBI's taxonomy places the organism in Eukaryota, Metazoa, Arthropoda, Insecta, Hemiptera, Aphididae. Gene Ontology annotation, cellular component: membrane.
AGGUACGAGUAUUUAGUUUUAGUCUGCUGCUGCUGAGAGUGCUGCACGCAGUCUCGUUACAAAAAAAAACGCGCUAACAUAUUAUAUAUAAGGUACAUUACCUAAGUUUACAACUUUAAACGUCCCGUUUACGUCCGCAAACUCGCAUCGGUUUUUUCAAUACCUUUUUCAGUUUUUUAAUUUUUAAUUUUAAUUUUUAACAGUUGUCAAUCGAUACCAUUUGAACGCCUUUUAUAAAAAAUAAUAUAACUAACAGUUUCAAAAUGCACAAUUUAAUAGGAAGCAAAUUUAAGGGCCACUGUAGACAAUUAUUCGCAGCAAUUACAGUGAAUCUCGUUACGUUUUCAUUUGGACUUUACACGGGAUGGACUUCGACGGUUGCGCCCAUACUGCAAAACUAUACCACGACUCCACUGGACCAUGGUCACGUGCUGACGGACAACUCUAUAUCUUGGGCCUGCAGCUGGGGUAUGCUCAGCGCCAUACUGGGCACGUUUUUCUGGGGCAUGUUGGCGGACAACUACGGCCGGAAGACGACCGGUUUCCUGACCAUGUUACCGUACCUGGUCAGCUGGAUCAUCCUGAUGGCAGUCAAGACGGAGACGGCGCUGAUGGUGUCCCGGUUCCUGGGCGGUCUGGGGGCCAGCGGGGCGGCCAUCAACUGUCCCAUGUUCGUGGGUGAAGUGAGCGAGGAGGCCAUGAAGGCCGGCYUAGGCUCGUUAUUCAUACUCAUGUACAACAUCGGCGUACUUUACGUGUACGUGUUCGGCGUGGUGGUCGACUAUGACAUGCUGAACGUGGCCUGUAUAGCCAUCAGCGUGCUGUUCAUGGCGGUGUGGUGGUACGUGCCCGAAUCGCCGAUAUUCCUCAUCCAGAAGAAUCGAAUGGAAGACGCGAGGCGGUCGCUCAUGUGGUUCCGGGGUAAGGACAACGACAAAGAUGUGAGCGAUGAGAUGGACUUGCUGAUGCGGCACAGCGACCAGACGACCAAGGCCACGCUGGCCGACUACAAGAAACUCGGCACGGUCAAGGCGCUGCUCAUCGGCCUGGUGUUCCAGGCGGGCACGCAGUUCAGCGGCAUCAACAUCAUACUUAUGUACACCGUGGACAUAUUCCAGAAGAGCGGCAGCACCUUGUCCCCGCACUCGUGCACCAUACUUGUGGGCGUGGUGCAGGUCAUCGGGUCCGCGAUCGCGUCGUGCACGGUGCACAGGGCCGGCCGCAAGUUCUGGCUGAUGGCCACGUACGGGGUCACCGCCCUGGCGUUGAUCACCAUCGGCACGUGUUUCUACGCCAACAAGGUAAACGCGGAGUUCAACACCGGCAUAGUGCCCGUGAUCAGCCUGUCGGUGCACGUGAUCGCGUUUUCGUUGGGCCUGGGUAUGGUGCCGUACAUCAUCUACACCGAAGUGUUCCCGGCCAACGUGCGCAACAUAUGCAUGUCCAUGCUGAUGUUCUUCAACAACGUGCUGGGCUUCACCAUCAUCAAAGCGUACCCGUCCAUGUCGGACGCGCURCACAUAUCCGGCUGCUUCUGGUUGUUCGGCGCCGUGUGCCUGGCCGUCGUGCCGUACACCUACCUGUUCGUGCCCGAGACCAAGGACAAGGCGUACGACGAGAUCCGCCGCGAGCUGCUGCUGUGGUUUCCGGACAGGCGGCGCAAUGGCAAGGCGGCGGCGGCGGCGGCGGCGGAAAAGGCGGCGGCGGCGGAAAAGGCGGCGGCCGUAGACCAGGUGGACGGCGGCAACGUGGUCGUGGUCGAAGCUAGUGAGAUGAAAGUCUGCAUGGGAAAGGAUCAGAGUUGCUUCACGACAACACUGCAGCCACACACGCGUGACAACGUCAAAUAAUAACCGGACACAUGGGGUUAUACGUUCCUGUACGUGUACACUGCCACGGCACGUACCUAUACACGAAUAAAGGCCACUACUAUAUAUUAUUAUUAUUAUUAUUGAUUAUUAUAUAUAGUGUCAAUAAUAUCUAUAAAUAUAACUGAUUUAUGUUUGGGGAGGGGGGAGGGAGAGUGGGAAAAUGUAAAAAAAAAGACGAGUAGAAAACCCUACCUUUUUUGUAUUUUUUGUAUUUUAUUCCACCAAG